Molecule: messenger RNA, 4815 nt
Organism: Lasiodiplodia theobromae
Lineage: Eukaryota; Fungi; Ascomycota; Dothideomycetes; Botryosphaeriales; Botryosphaeriaceae
Product: Neutral amino acid permease
Exons: 3
Coding region: 1-4815 (1604 amino acids)
Molecular function (GO): protein binding
Source: RefSeq, a predicted model, not a curated record
AUGGAAGCUGCGGGGGUCGACGAAGACUUCCAGAGAAUGUUGGAUGAAACCGUUGCUGAGUACAAGACCACAACCGGGCGCGAUCUCAGGGAAAAUGUGUCUUUAGAAGCUGAGAAUCUUCUAGCGAACAUCAAAGAGGACAAAGUGGACGACGAGGAAAAGCAGAAAUGGAAGAAAGCCAAGGAGUACCUCCGCAACAGUUUGAAAUGCAUUUUGACACUGGGCUCGAUUGCCGCCCAAGGUGCAUCAAUGGCGUUCGGGCCAGCGCAGUUGUGCUUCAACGCAGCCUCUUUUCUCAUCGACACGGCGCAAAAGUACGAGAAGAUCUUCUCAGGGCUCGGCGAUCUGUUCGAGAAGAUUUAUGGCUUCCUACUCCGCUUUGAAGUGCAUGCCAGGCCGAAGGCAAUCGGCGUGAAGAUCGACAGCCACCUCAAACUCAUUAUCCACAAGCUCCUCCGCAAAUUUGUCGAUAUCUGCGCUCUCUCCGUCAAGCUCGCUUCGACGAAAGGAAAGAUUCGUGCUGCUCUGUCGGCAUUUGCCUUCGGGAGCGAUCAGGGAGUGAGCGCUGCGAUGGCCAGUCUCCAAUUUCUAGUCGAAGAGGAGACGAGAAUGGCUAUAGCGUUGACUCUGGAGGAUACCCAGAACAGCGGAGCGAGGACGUCGGCCGGGAUCACCGAGCUCAAGGGCUUUGCACGCAACGCUGAUACCAAGCUCGACAAUAUGAGUCAUACUGUUUCACUCACGCUCGAAACCACCCAGAGUAGCGGAAUCGAGAUGACAUCCGGGUUGAAGAAGGUCAAUAUGGUCUUGCAGAAUACGGAAGCUAAAGUCGAGGCACUCCACAAGGCCGAAAAGCGCAAGGAGGAGGAGAAUUUCAUUGAGAAGACCCGAAAGAAGGUGAAGGAGCUUCUCAACAUUAAGGAAGAGACCUGGCGUGACCACCAGAACGACUAUCUCAGGAGCGCCGUGGAGAAUACGGGCAAGUGGCUGUUCGAGGAUGAGCAGUUCACUGCCUGGAAAGCCACCAACGAGGCCGAUCACACUAACCCGGUGUUCGCCCUUGAAGCCGGCAAGGGUUUCGGCAAAAGCAUACUGUGCGCCAAAGUCAUUGAGCACCUGAAAGACAGCUUUAAGGAUGGCAAUCAGACUGACCGGGUGUCCGUCGCCUUUUUCUUCUUUAAAGAAGACCGAAGCUCCCGUGAGGAUAACCUCUCAAUGAACAACGCACUCCAAAAGAUCGUGUGGCAGCUCAGCAAGAAUGACCCCGCUUACCAAAAGUUUGUAGCGGGAGUAGGGCAGGGCUCCGAUAGUUUCAGCAGCAACACGAUGCAGCUUUGGGAGAAGGGGGUCCGGGACUAUGCAAAGACGAACGCUACCUUCUUCAUAAUCCUCGACGGAAUCGACAUAGCCAAGGAGGAGGCGGUCAAGACACAGCCGCUUGUCAAGAUACUGCAAGACAUCGCCUACAUGACUAGGGAUCCCAGUUCGCGACUGCGCAUCCGGCUCUUUCUCACUGGCCAGGGAAAGGACUUUUCCGAGCUGAUCAACAAAAGUGGAACUGAUAUCUAUACGGUGGCGCUGGGACAGGUGAACCGCGACGACAUUGUUCAGUUCAUCAACAACCGGCUAGGCAGUGCGCCGGCCCUGCACACGCACGAUAACCUGCGCGUCAGAAUCUGCGGCAAGCUGCUCGAUAUCGCGGGCGGUGACUACCUCAAACUCACGCCGAUCUUGGAAGAGGUCAGCAAGAAGGAUCGACGCAAUGAGAUAGAGGCGGCACUGGAGCGCGCUAGGAAAGACCCGCAAGAGGCGUUGCGCAGACAGGUCGAGAAGCUUAACGCGCAGCUCGACGAUCAGGACAUCAAGGAACUGAACGAGUUGCUCGUGUGGGUGUUUUUCGGCAUGCGCUCGUUCUUGGUGGAAGAGAUGGAGACGGUGCUGUUCCUGAGGAAUUCGGCGAGCCGCGAGGAUUCUCUCGUAACACUGGCGAGGCAGAUUGAGGAAAAAUACUCAAUGCUGCUGUAUAUCGGCGAGAGCAGUUUCGUCAUGGCGCAUCCCACGCUGUGGUACAUCAAGGACCUGCAGAGCGAGCAGCAAGAGGCAGAGGAGGACGCGGACAGUGAGGCCGAUUCGACAAAGCUACACAAAUCCGAGGUGGAUAUCGUGAGGCGCUUCCUCAAGCAGGUCUGUGACGACAAGCUCUUUGCCAAAUUCGGGUUCGAGGACCUUUUCAAGCGCAAAAUGGGAAAAAAGGUCGCCAAGAUCGACUUUCAAGCGCCCAACGGGCACGUUCGGAUCCUGCUCACGAGCUUGAAGGCCAUCUGCGGAGACGACAGAGACAAAACCAAGCCACUGCAUCAAUAUUUUAUCUACUCGCUAGAUUACCACCUCAACGAAGCCGACCUAGCGCACGCCGAGCACAAAGCCAAGCAAGAGAUUGGAGCGUUGUUGCUUCAGAUGUUUACUGACGAGAAAUGUAUCAAGACGUGGUGGACCGAUGCGCGGCUGAACGCGUUGAUGCGAUAUUACGUGGACUACCAAAGUAACCUCGAGGAUGCCAUACUAAGGUGGUUCAAGGACACGGUCGUCGUCGAACACCUGUCCGAGGACGAUAAGCACUGGAUUAAUGACCUGUUGUCCAAAUCCAAGCCUGAGGAGGAUCUGUUCAAGUACAUCACGCGCGUUACGGCCAGAGUCUGGCUGCAGUCGUUCAAGUGGCCACUUUUCGACUACUUCUAUUGGGUGUACGCCUUUGUGACCAAGAUCGAGAACCGUAGUAGAAGCAUGAAACAGGCUCCUGAGAAUAUAGAACUUCUUAAGAUACCCGCUGACAUGAUCUACGCGGCCGAGAAGUGGGCCAAGAAGGAGUUGGCCAUCGAUGAAUCAGACGUGCAGUGGAUCGUCCGCGUGGCGUACACGCUGAGUCACUUCGGCCACCAGGCCGAAGCCCUUGAAAGAUGGCGCCUCGCGUGCUCGAUGGACCCGCACAACUGGAUGGUCGACUUUCUGCAUGUGAAGAUUAAGCGGGACCAGCAGGAUUAUGAGGCGUGCUUGAAGAGAGCAUUGGCCCUUGUAGAGCGCUUCCGCACCGAUGAGAGUUUGAGAAAUGACAUCGCUUGUUCGUGGAAGGAGGUACUGCGCACCAUCGCCGACGCAUAUCACUCCCUUGAACAGCAUGAAGCCAGUAUUCACGCAUCCUGUCGGCUGCUAGAACAGUUCCCGGACGACUACAAGUUCGUCAUGACCGUGGUCGAGCGCUUCGACGAGCGCGGCAACUUCCGCGGCGUCAUCGCCUUGCUCGAGGAGCUGGAUAUGCCGCGACCUAUAGAAAGGCUGGAGCAGCAGAAUCAGAAGGAGAGACAGCAAAAUGCUAACAACAACGAGGGUAAGGUGGUAGAGAAACAAGAAGAAGACAACGACAACGAGAACAGCGGUCCGACCAAGCUCACCACCCUCUACCAUGCCUUCGCCUCCUCAGACGACUAUGACUCCUCUUCCUCAUUCCACUACCGCGUUGCACGCGCUGCCCGCGUUACUAAUAGCAUGGUGGUCGUACACAAGGCCUUCUGCAACGCAAUGGAUGCCGCCAAGGCACAGCCAUCCCCUUCCUCCAUCACUACUUCUCCCUCACCCGACGAGGACAUACUCGCCGCUCUACGCUACUACUACGCCCUCACCCUCUUGCACCAGAGCACCUACCAAGACGUCGAUGACGCCGAUGCAGACACCAAAAAAGCGGUCGAACUGCUCGAGUGCAACCUUCUACCCAAUAAACUGACGUCUCCCACCACCAUCAAUGCCUGGACGCUCUACUGUAGCGCCCGCGCCCUGUCCAGUAUCUACCUGCACUACGCCAAAUCUGUCGGUGUGAGCGGUUCGGACUCGGACCAGUGGACGAAGAAGCUCCGCACGCUCGUCGACGCGCAGAGCGCGCAGGCGAGCAGUACCGGGGAAGGGGGGCCGGUCGCGACCACCCUAGUGCUAGGUCGCGUACUACACCUAGCCGGCAAGGAAAGUGAGGCUCGCGAGGCUACUCGGGGCUACGUACGCGUUGCACUGAAUCUUCUCGAUGACGACGACCCCGACAACGACACGCAAGCGUAUCUGAUGCUGGGCGAGGCGCUCGCACCGCUGGACGAUGAUGUGAAUGCGCUGGCAGCGUGGGGGGUCAUCAGGCCAUGGGAGGUGGGGAAGAAGAGCGAUGGAAAGGAGGGAAAGGCUGAGGACGAAGCUGGAGGAGAAGGAGGGGAUAAGGGAGAGGAAACGGCUGAAAAACAGAAGGGCGUUGAGAGGCAUACGGAACAAAACGACAGCAAGAACGACGAAGCAGAUGAAGCAACAGCCGACACUGAACCACCAAAGAUCAUCCGCACCCUCGACGCGGACGACACUGGCCCGAAAUCCUCCACCGAUGACGGAAAGCAAGGCAUACCCAUCUCGCCAGGAGACGGCACGGCCGCUACCGGUGAGGAACCACCGCCACCGCGCCUGGACGGCCCGCUGGGCAAUUACUGCGAUGGUAACUGUAACACAACGUGGGAGUACCCGGACGACAUCUACGUGUGCAAGGACUGCAUUGACGUUCAGUUCUGCGCCGUCUGCUUCGACAAGGUGCGGACCGGCACACUCGAACGCCAGAUCUGCGGCCGCGACCACGCCUUUCUGCACGUUCCCAGGUGGACUGACAUCGCGGCGGCUGAUAAGGCGGCGGGUGGUGUACCGAAGGGGUUCAUGCGGGUGGGCAAUGAGGUGUUGGCGAUUAAGGAUUGGAUCAAUGGGAUUCGGGUGAAAUGGGGGUUUGCGAAGGUGGAUUAG